AUGAAGCAGGUUAAUAGAGAUUUGUUCUAUAGGCUGGCGUCGGAUAUUGAGGAAGAACGUGUGAAGGCGGCUGUUGGUAUCGUUAAUGAGUUAUCUGAAAUUGUGGAGCAGGAUAAUGAGCAGGAAUGGCAGUAUGUCUUGGGAAGGUUAAUAAAAGGGUUAGCUUCGGCUAGACAGGGUGCACGUCUGGGGUUUUCAAUGUGUUUGUCGGAGGUUGUUACUCUUGGGUUGGAGAAGGGACGGUUAGAGAGCGUGGAGGUAUAUAUUGGACAGUUGUUUGAGAAAUUAGCCGACGGGCAUGUUAAGAACGGGAAGGAGGAACGUGGUUUAGUGUUUGGGAAGCUGUUUGGGUUGCAAGCUCUGUUGAACGAGCCGUUGUUUGGGCGUAUCUUUAUGGAUGGUAAGGUGAUUGAUUUGCAAUUUACUGUUUUAUUUAUGGAUCAUUUGGUUAAGUUGGCACUUUCCAAGACUUGGUUACGUGAGCCGUGUUUGUUUACCUUGUAUCAGCUGAUUGAGAAGCUUAGUUCAAAGUUUACCGAGGUAGGCCAUUUAGAGGCUAUUUUUAAAUUGUUAGAUCAUCACAAAUUGACGCUUACAAAUGAGGGUCUUGCCAUUUAUUUAUUGCUGAUCUAUGAGUGUGUAGAGACAAAAUCUCUGCUUAUUAAGUCAAAAAUUCUUUCCAAGAUUACUUUACGCUCAUGUUGGAAGAAUAAUGACCCGUUGUCCAAGGGUAAUGUGACAAUACUUUCCUCUGUAUUGAAGGAUAUCAUUCCUGUGGAGGAUAAUGUUAUGAAGCAAAAGGGCAGUUGGGCACCACGUCUACAUUUCGUCUGGGAUAUUCUUAUCCCAAUUUUGUGUCGGCAGCAAGAAAUUCCAGGUGCUGCUGAGCAUGUUCCCAAGAAACGAAAGACGGACAAGAAGGACAAGAUUGAGAAGGUGAGAGCGCCUCUGUCGUUUUCAGAAUUCUGGCAGGUUGUGGUAGACGAAUCAUUUUUCAAUGCAAAGGCAUCUAGUGAAAGAAAAUAUCUGGGACUUUUGAUAAUAGAAAAGGCGAUGCAAUGUGUUCCAUCAUCGUAUGUUCCGUCAAUUUUUUCUAAAAACAUCAUGCGGACUUUGAUCAAUCAAUCCAGCGAAUCGACAAGAAAUCUACAUAAAAUAUCCACUAAUGUUUUAAAGAAUAUUGUUUCGAUUUGUGAAUCUGAUCCUACAAAAGUGCUUCCUGUCGUUAACAGCUUAUGGUUUGGACCUAAUGGCUCUAUUAAUUUUGAUAUAUUGACGAAGUCGAAGACUAUGGACAGUAUUAUCGCUGUACAAGGUCUGAAAUCUGAACAUCUGGCAUCGUUAGUUGCCUUGAUCGUAAGUGAAAUUGAUAAAGAGUCUUCCCCUGUUUCCAAGGUGAGAUAUUUGUUAGAUAUUUUGUUGCACAUAGUUCAAGCUCACAAAUUGAAAGCGGACAUGUUUUGGACGAAACCUCUGUUGUCAUCCAUAGUCAAACUUUCAUUCUUUAAUGACAAGCUCAGUGAUUUUGAAGAUGUUGAUCUUGAUGCUCAUGCUGAUGCUGAUGCUGAGUCCAAGAAAAUACCUGUCUUAUCAAGAGAAAGGUUAUUUUCUAUACUUGGUCAACUAAUUCCUACUUCUAAACAAAAUGUAGACGGUCCAACCUGGCCCUAUGUUACCUUACAGAUUGUUAUUGCCGAAGAACAUAGAAGGUCGUUGAUUUUCAAGUUAGAUGAAGAGUUGCAGCAGACGAAAGAACAUGCAUUAAAGGCUAUCAACGAUAUUAGAAAAAAAUCCCAAGAGUCACCCCAAGCUUCCGAAUUAUGUGGAUUAGAAUUGCUUUUGGGGGUAACUAUUCUGCAGAUGUAUUCUGGUGAUGCAGAAUCUGCGUCCAUUUUGGAGGAAUUAACGACUUUUUACAAGUCUAUUGACACCAAACCUAAUGGACUGGUGGGGAUCACGGAAAUAUUGCUGUCCAUGGUUGCUCAAAAGAAGGCUGUUUUAAGGAGAUUAACUCUCAUUGUUUGGGAGUCAUUAAUAGACAAGAUCGAAGGUGAUGAGUUGAAUCUGUUAUUUGAUAUACUUUCUGUACGUGAGAACAAGCAAGGUUUUGCUGCUCUUUUCGAAGCAGCAGAUGAAUAUGUCGAAGUAGAUGAUGAUGAAAUUAAUGAAGAUGUUGACAUAUCACAUGAAAACUGCGAUUCCAGUGAUCACAAUGACAGUCAUUCUUCCAGUUAUUUUGAAGAAUGUGGAUCUAAUGAGGAAGACUCGGGUAACAAUGGCUACAAUGAGUACAUAGAUAAAAUCAACAAAGAAACUACAAGUGCAUUGGCAGAUGCCCUGAAAUUACCAGAGAAUAUGAUCGAUGAAAACGGAGACGUUGGUUUUGAAGAUUUCGACGAUGGCGAUGAAGAAGAAGAAGAAGAAGAAUCCAUGGAUGAUGAAGCUAUGAUGGAGCUUGAUGGUCAAUUAUCUGAAAUCUUUAAGCGUAGAAAAGAAGCUUUGAGUAAGGUACCAACUGGGAACAAGAGAAAAUUGGAAGUCAGGGAAUCUAGGGAAAGUGUCAUAUCUUUCAAGCACAGAGUUCUUGAUAUGCUAGAGAUCUAUUGUAAGUAUGUGGUGCGUUUGGCUGGUAAAAGUCAACAGUGUGAAGCUUCGAAGUUGUUAAACAUCCACUCAAUGAUAGAUCCACUACUUAAGUGUAUUCAGCAGACCAUAGAUCGUCCACUGGCUGAAAAGGCCGCCAAGUUAUUAAAGAAUCACAUUUGUAAGUUGAAGCUCGAACCUUUCAAGGGCUGUGUGGAUGAAGUUUCCGAGAUUGUAUUUUUGUCCUUAGAAAAUAUUCACAAUUCUAUGUUGGCGAAGAAGCCAGGACAAUUCCAGCAAUUAUACUUUGGUGCAUGUUCUACGUCCUCUUUGUUCUUGGGUAAAAUUCUGGUAGUAACCAAACCGGACGAAGUGACCUACAAUCGUAUAAUAGACAUAUAUUCACAAAGCAUCAAGAAUUGGACUGUCAAGGGUAAAUUUGGUCCAAAUUUUUUCAUAGAUUUCAUUAAUUGGUUAGCAUCAAAAAGGUCCAAAAACUAG
This is a messenger RNA of Eremothecium cymbalariae DBVPG#7215, 3084 nucleotides long. RefSeq names its product DNA-directed DNA polymerase (gene POL5). Gene Ontology annotation, cellular component: nucleolus. The transcript has a single exon. NCBI's taxonomy places the organism in Eukaryota, Fungi, Ascomycota, Saccharomycetes, Saccharomycetales, Saccharomycetaceae. Bases 1 to 3084 code for a protein of 1027 amino acids. Gene Ontology annotation, biological process: regulation of DNA-templated transcription. The record is from RefSeq and is a predicted model, not a curated record. Gene Ontology annotation, molecular function: rDNA binding; transcription factor binding.